ACCAUUCAAGGGGUAGAACCGGAAACAAAAACGCUGGAAGGUGGUUGGUAGCCGGUCGAGAUAAAAGGAUGUAAAGACAAGAUCUUAGGAGGAAGAUCCCGACUAGUUGGCGGUGGCGCGUUAUAGUCACGGACUAAAAACGUGAGAAUGGGUUGUGGCCGUAACUUCAGGAGCAUUGUACAUAGCCUAUGCACACGUGGCAGCCACACAGGGGAUCACAGGCAUAGUGGUGGUUCUGGAUCAAUGUCAGCCCCAGGAUUGCGAUUGUAUAUUCAAGAUCACCAUGUAGUGAUGGAUAAUGGCAUAGUCCAAGUCACUCUAUCAAAGCCAGAUGGGAUUGUUACUGGCAUUCGUUAUAAUGGCAUCGACAAUCUGCUUGAAACUCUUAACAAUGAGUCUAACAGAGGGUACUGGGAUGUUGUGUGGAAUGCAAAUGAUGGUGGGAGAGCUGGAAUAUUUGAAGUUAUUAAAGCAACAAAUUUUAGAGUAAUAAAGCAAGAUGAGGAACAAGUUGAGCUAUCAUUUGCGAGGCCAUGGGAUCCUUCCUUUCAGGGAAAGCUUGUUCCACUAAACAUAGAUAAAAGGUUUGUUUUGCUCCGCGGUUCGUCUGGUUUCUAUACAUAUGCCAUUUAUGAGCAUGUUGGUUCUCCAGAAUGGCCUGCUUUCAGUCUUGGUGAAACCAGGGUAGCAUUCAAGCUCAGGAAAGACAAAUUUCAAUACAUGGCUGUGGCGGACGAUAGGCAAAGGCUUAUGCCCCUACCAGAUGACCGGUUGCGUGGCAGAUGCCAGCCCCUUGCUUACCAAGAAGCAGUUCUGCUUGUCAACCCCGUCAAUCCAGAAUUAAGAGGAGAAGUAGAUGACAAGUACCAAUAUUCAUGUGAUAACAAGGAUAAUAAGGUACAUGGAUGGAUAUCUAUGAACCCACCUGUUGGCUUCUGGCAAAUCACACCCAGUGAUGAGUUUCGAUCUGGUGGGCCUGUCAAACAGAACCUUACGUCACAUGUUGGUCCCACAACCCUUGCGGUGUUCCUUGGUUCUCAUUAUGCUGGAGACGAGUUAACUCCAAAAUUUGGACAAGGCGAGCCAUGGAAGAAAGUUUUUGGCCCAAUUUUCAUUUAUCUCAACUCUGUAAGGCGCGUUGAAGAUGCCCUAACUUUAUGGGGGGACGCUAAACGGCAGAUGCUGGUAGAGGUACAAAGCUGGCCAUACAGUUUUCCAGAAUCAAAGGAUUUCUUAUCAGCAGAUCAGCGGGGAAAUGUCAGUGGUAGACUAUUGGUCAGUGACAAGUAUGCCUGUAAUGAUCUUAUGCCUGCAAGUGGUGCAUACGUGGGAUUGGCCGCACAAGGAGAUGCUGGAUCAUGGCAAAAAGAAUGCAAGGGUUACCAAUUCUGGAGUAGAGCAAGUGAGGAUGGGUGUUUCUCCAUCAACAAUGUCCUACCCGGUGACUACGAUCUGUAUGCUUGGGUGCCUGGAUUCAUCGGAGACUAUCAGAAUGAAGUUUCCAUUACCAUAGCUUCAGGCUGUAGAAUUGAUGUCGGUGAAAUCGUUUACAAGCCUCCAAGGGAUGGCCCUACACUUUGGGAGAUAGGCAUCCCUGACCGUAGUGCUGCAGAGUUCUAUAUACCCGAUCCAAACCCAAAGUAUCUUAACAAGAUCUUUGUCAACCACCCCGAGAGGUUUAGGCAAUAUGGACUUUGGGAAAGAUACUCAGAGUUAUAUCCAAACGGAGAUCUCGUGUACACAGUUGGCGAGAGUGACUAUUCAAAAGACUGGUUUUUUGCUCAAGUUACUAGCAUCAACCGGCGGUUCCAGUGAAGCAGCGGCAGUUCUAGUGAAGCAGGACACAAUCACGGUUUGCAGAGACGACGAAGCAGGGAGCCCACUGCAAGCAAAGACACGAAGCAGGGAGCCGACUGCAAAUAUAAAUUGUCUGCAAAAUCUUAGACUACAAAAGCUUCUCUCUAUCAAGGUAAUGCGUUCAACAUUGUCUUUGUUUCACUAGUUUAGACCAUUUCUGCAAAUAGAAAUUAAUAAUGAACUUAAAGUAGGAAGUAGCAAAAGUAUUCUAAAAAUGAUACCGUAUAUGUUUGUUGUUUAUGCUCCAUUGUCAGCCGCAGUCACCUUAGUAUGUUAACAAAUGGAAGAAUGAGUAUAUAGGUUACUUAUUAUGAUAAAAUGAAUCCAAGGAAAACAACUUUCCUUUUAGAAACUCAAAAAAUUGAAAAUUCCAGUCAAGUAACCCUAACUAACCAAACCUUUGACAUGUUUAGGAUUAAAUUGGUGAAGUUUCAUGUUUUACUCUAUUAGUAGAAAUUUCACUUUUCGUUUUCAUUUGCUUCUUGUUUUUUCAAAUUUGUAAACAUGAUUGUUAAGUCUGUUUUUGGAAACUUUGGUUAUUUUAAUCAUUUUACUAAAGUAUUUUUCUGAAAUUUUUAUUUCUAAAGAGCCUCAAACCAUAAUAAUACUGCUAAGGUCAGGUUUUCUUCUUUUUGUUUUCAAAGAAAGUUAACAACAAAAACAUAUUAGUAAAUUAUAGGAAAAAUUGAUAUUAAUAAUCCCAACUAUUGGCGGUCCGUUCAUAAUAAUCCCAACUAUUGGCGGUCCGCUCAUAAUAAUCCCAACUAUCGAUUAUUUCAGAAUAAUCCCAACUUUAGGGACCUUCUGCCAAUAAUGGUCCGACGUGACCGGCUAUAAUAAAUUCAUAUAGUUUCUAAAGUGGAUGAAAAGAGAUAUAGCAAGUAAUUUUUAUAAAUAAUCUCAACUUUUAAUUUUUACGCUUAAUUUCUAUUUGAAAUUCACUUGUUAUCUGGUCAUGGACCAUUAUUGGCGGACGGUCCAUAUAGUUGGGAUUAUACAAAAAUAAUCAAUAGUUGAGAUUAUUGUUAGCGGACCGGCAAUAGUUGGGAUUAUUAUUUUCAAUUUUUCCUAAAUUAUAUAAUGUUGUAGCUAAUCUUCCUAUACUUGUUAUGAUAAAAUGAAUCCAAAUGAAACAACUUUCCUUAUAGAAACUAAAAAAAUUUAACUUUCCAGUCAAGUACCCUAACUAAACAAGCCUUUGACAUAUUUAGAUUUAAAUUGGAGAAGUUUCAUGUUUUACUAUGUUAGUAAUAAUUUCAUUUUUCAUUUUAUUUGUUUCUUGUUUUUUCAAAUUUGUAAACAUGAUUGUUAAGUUUGUUUUUGGAAACAUUGGUUAUUUUAAUCAUUUAACUAAAGUUUUUUUCUUAAAUUUUAUUCUUAAGGAGCUUCAAACCAUAAUAAUAACCCCAAAGUCAGGUUUUCUUCAUUUUGUUUCCAAAGAAAGUUAAAAACAUAGUUAUAUUAGUGAGUUAUAUAAUGUUGUAGUGAAUCCUACUAUAUUUUGAGUAUAUAAACUGAAAUUUUGUUUUUAAGGAGUUUCAAAUCAUAAUAAUACUCCCAGUCAGGUUUUCUUCUUUUUAUUUUCAAAGAAAGCUAAAAACAAAAACAAAUUAGUGAGUUUAUAAAUGUCUCAAUGAGUUUAUUUCCUAUAUUUGCAUUUUUUAUUUCUAGGUAGCCUACUACACAUAAUACCUCUUCAGAAAGAUUAAUAGGUGUUUUAGUUUUGAGUUGUGCUAGGUGUACACAUUUUGGUUUACACUUUUCGUACACUCGUCUGUCUCACGCGCACAGAAUGGUCUGUCCACAGACAACUCUGUAGAAUUGUUUGCGGACAGACGACUCUCUGUGCUUGAGACAGACGAGUGUACGAAAGGUGUACACCAAGCAUUUUUCUUUAGUUUUAGACCUUGACCAUCCAUGAGUAUGUUUACACAUUGGAAGCAAGCAGUUUUUUUAUUUGCUAAUGAUGUUCAUUAAGGGUCUGUUUGCAAUCGUUUUAAAAAAGCGCUUCUCAACUUUUGGCUUAAAAAAGUUAAAAUUAGUGUUUUCAAGUGACAAUUUUUACUUAAAUUAAACACUUAAAAGCAAAAAGAUGAUUUUUAUUUUUCCUAUUACACAAAAAGCACAUAUUUUACCAAACACUACCAACUUUUACUUUUCAAAAUCAACUUUUUCUCAAACACUACCAACUUUACUACUUUCCAAAUUCACUUUAAAAAGUCACUUUUUUUAAAUCACAAGCAAUUGCAAGCACUCUCUAAAUAACAUCUCAAUGGCUUCACUCAAUAACUUGAUAGGUGUAUAUUUCAUAUACUUCAAAAUGAUAAGAAUCAUAUGAUUGACAGUGGCUGCACUUUUAAAAAUUAUUGAACUUUGAUAAUAAAUACUAGUUUCCAAUAUUUGACUAAUAUAAUACUCCCUCCGUCCCAUUGGACUUUGCCAACUUUCCCUUUUUGGUUGUCCCAAAAAACUUUGCCACUUUCCUAUUAAAGCAACUAAUAUGUGGUUCUGCACAUAUCUCUCUCUCCUCUGCACAAAUCUCAACCACACAGUUUUUACUAUUCUUAUUUUUACCUACUUUGCACUUGGCAAAGUCUACCGGGAUGGAGGUAGUAUUUAUUUAAUUUUCAAAAUUAAGAAUGAAAUUUGAAUCAUCUCACUUGUUGCCAAGUCCGUCUGAAUCACCAAAUACAAACAAACAAUAAUUCAUCGAGCCAGAAACGAGCAAGAUCGGGUUUAAGACAAAGGCCUUCUAUAGCACCUAAAACAAGGAGCGUGCAUUAGGAACAUUGUGCACAGAGUACAAGGAUGUUGACAGAUGGGAGCAUUUAAAAUAUUACAAUAUGCAAGCACUGUAAAGUUGAGAUCCCGGCCAGUUAUGAAAGUACUUGUGAUUUAAAAAAUCACUUAGUCAUGAGAUGCAAGUCAAGUCCUCCAUACGACGCGGGAUUGAUAGAGGUCAAGUCGUACUCACGAAUGAGUUGAUGGGACAAGUGCAUUAACUCAUACUUUUAAUAAAAAACGGUGUAAAUUGAAACUUACCGAGAUUGUUAUAAUGGACGAAAUGUCAUUUUAGAUUGUAAAGGGGAAAUGAUUUGUUAAUCUUUUGCAUAAAUUAUAACCUAGGUUCAAAAUUUCCGAUAGGAAGAAAGUUGCAUGCAUUGUUUACGAUUUAUUUUUAGUUGAAAAAGCUAAGAUAAAAAGUGUGAUUAGUGACCAAUGAGAAAGUAUCACAACUGAUACUUGAACAUUAACUCAGAACAUUAAUUACAUUAAUUACAUGGUUGUCAGUGUUCAUUUUUUAGAUGGUGAUUGGAAGUUGCACAAAAGAAUCAUUAAUUUCACAAAAAUCACUAGCCAUGUCGGGAAAGAAAUAGGCAAAAUGGUUGAGAUAUGUUUAAGAGAGUGGGAGAUAGAAAAAGUGUUCUCUAUAGUGGUCGAUAAUGCUUUUUCAAAUGACUCAACAAUUGAUUACUUGAAAAAAAUGAAAAAUUAAAACAAGGAAAAUAUUUGCACUUGAGGUGUGCAUGUCACAUCCUUAACUUCAUUGUUAAGGAUGGAUUGGAAGAACUUAAGACUUCAAUUAAACCUAUAAAAAAUGUAGUUAUGUCUCUUCAUUUGUUCACCAGCUAGGUUGAGUAAGUUUCGUGAAUUUGUUGGGUUAGCCAAAUUUUGUAAUAUAUCAAUGGUGUGAAUGAAUGUUAAGCCGUAGUGGAAUGCAACUUAUAAAAUGUUUGAUGUUGCAUUGAAGUACAAAAAGUGUUCAAGUGAAUGAGUGAAGAAUGUUUUCCUUCAAUGUGUUAUUUUCAUGAGAUGAAUAACAAAGGUCGAGAAAUGAAAGGACCACCAAAUGCUUUAGAUUGGGAGAACGCAAGACCUUUUGUACACCUUUGAAAAAGUUAUAUGAUGCUAUCUUAGAGUUUAAUCCAACAAAAAUUCCCACCUUUCAAUUGAUGUAUCAAUCAAUGAUUGUUCUCCAAAUUGAGAUUGAAGAAAGACUACUUGUUCUCUAAAAAAGGUUACUAAUAAGGUGCUCCCACAAACGUCCAAGAGUUCAUUGAUAAAGUUAAAAAAGAUCUAUAACUUUGUGGAUGGAGUACAAAUGAAUGAAUGAGAUCUUUAGUGUUUGAGAGACAAAGUUUACAAGUGCAAUCAUAUGAUGGAGAUACUAGUGAUGGUGACGGCCUUUGAGAUGAAUUGCUCACUGUUGUGGAAACACAAAAUGAUGAAGAACAACUUGAAGUUAGGUACUUUUUGACCUCAUUUGAUAUCUCUUGAAGUUUGUACUCUUCUUCAUUUUGUGCUUUGACGUCAUUGAACAAUUCAUCCCAAAGUCUGUCACCAUCACUGGUAUCUCUAUCACCCGAUUGCACUUGCAGACUUUGUCUCACAACAAUAAAAGUUUCAUUCAUUCCUUUGUACUCCAUCCACAAAGUAAUAAAAUCUUUUUAACUUUAUCAAUGAACCCUUAGACGUUUGUUGGAGCACCUUGAACCUUUUUAAAGCUAACCUUAAUCAUUUGGGGUUUAUUUCUUGGGUCUAGCACAUUGUUAAUCAAACUCAAAAGAUUCAUAUUAUUCCAAUUUCCCCACUAGUCAAAUUUUGUCUGCAUCGCACUAGCAACCUUUUUUAGAAUGAAUAUAUGUCAUCAAGUAGUCCUUUUUCAAUCUCAAUUUGGAAAGCAAUCAUUGAAUGAUACAUCAAUUGAGAGGUGAGAGUUUUUGUUGCACUAAGCUCUUUGUAAGAUCAUAAAACUCUUUCAAAAAGUGCGCAAAAGCUCGUGCAUUCUCCCAAUCUAAAGCACUUGGUUGUGCUUCCCUUUCUUGAUCUUUGUUAUUCACAUGAAAGGAAAACAUUCUUCAUUCAUGCUCUCAAACUCCCUUCUAUAUUUCAAUGCAACAUCAACAUUUUAUAAGUUACAUUCCACCGUGUCUUGACAACCAUUGGCACCGUUGACAUAUUAAAAAGUUUGGCUAACACAACAAAUUCUCGAGACUUACUCAACUUAACCGGUAACUAAUGAAAAAACAUGACUGCAUUUUUUAUAGCUUUAGUUGAAGUUUUAAGUUCUUCCGACUCAUCCUUAACAAUUAAGUUAAGGAUGUGACAUGCACACCUCAAGUGCAAGUACUUUCCUUCAAAUAAUAACUUGUUUUCACUUUUCAUUCUUUUUUCAAGUAAUCAAUUGUUGUGUCACUUGAAGAAGCAUUAUCGACCACUAUAGAAAACACUUUUCUCCUCCACUCUCUUCAACAUAUCUCAACCAUCUUGUUUAUUUCUUCCCCAACAUGACUAGUGAUUUUUGUGAAAUUAAUGAUGCUUUUGUUCAACAUGUAAUCAUCAUCUAAAAAAUGAGCAGUGACAACCAUGUAAUUAAUGUUCUGAAUGGAUGUCCAAGUAUCAGUUAUGAUACUUACUCAUUAGCCACUAAUCACACUUUUUAUCUUAACUUUUUCAACUAAGAAUAAAUCAUAAACCAUGCUUGCAACUUUCUUGCUAUCGGGAAUUUCGAACCUAGAUUGUAAUUCAUGCAAAAGAUUAACAAAUCUUUUUUCCUCUGCAGCCCGAAAUGACAUUUCGUUCAUUAUAACAAACUCGGUAAGUUUCAAUUCUCAUACUUGUCCCAUGAACUCAUUCGUGAAUACAACUUGACCUCUAUCACUCCCUGCGUUUUAUAGAGGACUUGACUUGCAUCUCUUGACUAAGUCAUUUUUUAAACAACCAGUACUUUCAUAACUGAUCGGGAUAUCAACUUUACAGUGAUUGCAUAUUGUAAUAUUUUAAAUGCUCCUAUCUGCCAACGUUCUUGUACCAUUUGCACAAUGUUCCCAAUAAACUCUCCUCGCUUUGGCUCUACUGAAGGCCUUUGUGUUGAACCAACCCCCUUUUGCUCGUUUCCGGCUCGAUGAUAUUCAUUGUUUGUUUCAGAUUCAACUGUAUUUGGUGAUUCAGACGCACUUGUAACUUGUGAGAUGAUUCAUAUUCGAUUCUUAAUUCUGAAAAUCAAAUAAAUAUUAUAUUAGUCAAAUAUUGAAAACCCGUAAUUAUUAUCAAAAUCAAUAAUUUUUACAAGUCAAGCCAUUGAGAUUUUACUUAAUGAACAUCAUUAGCAAAUAAAAAAAAUGCCUGGCUCCAAUGCGGUAAACAUAUUCAUGGCUAGUCAAGGCUUAUAACCUAUGUAGCACCGAUACCGGUACGCGGAAACGUGGAAACGGGUACGGGGAUACGUCAAAACCAAAAAAAGUAGGAUACGGAUACGGGGCCAUAUUUAUAAAUAUUAAAAGUUAUGGGGGUGUAUUUACAAAUAUUAAAAGUUAUAGGGGUCUAUUUAUAAAUGUUAAAAAUAGAUUUUUUUUGAAUAUAUAUAUAUACACACAUAUAUAUAUAUACAUAUAAUAUCCUAUGAUGUCUAUCCAUUCAUUGCAUUGAAUCAUUUUCCUUUUUCAAGAUACUUAGUAAUAAAUUCAUAAUAUUUCUCAUAUACACUAGUGCAUCUUGAAAUAUAAAUGCAGUCAAUAAGUCAUUAAUUUAAAAUGAGAAAUAAGUCAAACAACAACAAUCUUGAAAUUAAAAGUGCAAGUACCCAAUUCGGAGUAUGAGUUAAUGACUUAAUUCGGAUAUAGGCCCAUUAUUUGAUUACCAAGUAAAAUGUAGUUUUAGAUUUUCAUUUUUUUUAGAAUUUUAUUAAGUAAAUUUUGGGAUUUUUUUUUUAAAAAAAGUUGAUACGGGUAUCCGUCAGGAUACGAGUAUCGAAAACUUUCAAAAAAUUACAAAAAAAAAUGGAAACUUUUAAAAAUUGCAGAUACGACCCGGGAACGUACGGUACAGGUAUCCUAGAAUAUCGGAUACGGGAACGUAUCGGAUAUGCCGAUACGCUACCCUAGGGAAGUAUCCGUGCUUCAUAGCUUAUAACUAAAACACAUAUUAAGCUUUAUGAAGAAGUAUUAUAUGUAGUAAACUGCCCAGAUUUAAAAAAUGAAGACAUAUGGAAUAAACUCAUUGAGACAUUUUAAACUCACUAAUCUGUUUUUAACUUUCUUUGAAAACAAAAAGAAGAAAACCUGAUUUGGGGAGUGUUAUUAUGGUUUGGAGCUCCUUAAAAACAAAUUUCGGUUUAUAUACUUUGAAAUAUAGGAGGAUUAGCUGCAACAUUAUUAACUUACUAAUAUAAUCUUGUUUUUAAAUUUCUAUGAAAACAAAAUGAAUAAAACCUUACCUUGGGAGUAUUAUUAUGGUUUGAAGCUCCUUAAAAACAAAACUUCAGUUUAUAUACUUGAAAUAUAGAAGGAUUAGCUGCAACAUUAUAUAACUCACUAAUAUGUUUUUAUUUUUAACUUUAUUUGAAAACAAAAAGAAGAAAACUUGAACUUGGGAGUACUAUUAUGGUUCGAGGCUCUUUAAAAGACUUUAGUAUAAUGAUUAAAAUAACCAAAAUUUCCAAAAACAGACUUAACAAUCAUGUUUACAAAUUUGAAAAAGUAAGAAGCAAAUGAAAUCGAAAAAUGAAAUUUCUACUAACAUAGUAAUUAGUAAAACAUGAAAAUUCACCAAUUUAAUCCUAAAUAUGUAAAAGGUUUGUUUAGUUAGGGUUACUUGACUGGAAUUUUCAUUUUUUUAGUUUCUAAAAGGAAAAUUGUUUUACUUGGAUUCAUUUUAUCAUAAUAAGUAACUAGUAAACCUGAAUAUAUUCAUUAUUCCACUUUAGCAUACUAAGGUGAUUGUGGCUGCCAAUGAACAAAGGCAGAAUCAGCUAGGGAUCUUGGAGGGGCAUAUAAAAGAGAAAGUGAAGGUCUCCAGUAAGACAGGUAACUUGCUGCAGCUCUAGAACUCCUGUCUCCAGCAAGACGGGUAGCUUGCUGCGGCUUUAAAACUCUGGUCUCCGGGAAGGCAGGCGGCGGCAAGAGGAAGUGGUCUAUAGUAUGGUUUACAUUGUGGAUAGGUCUAUCUGUGUUAUCAAUUUGAAGUCUGCGAAGUCUCUUCACAAUUUCGAUCCAUCCACAGACUACGAAAUACGGAUGCAAGUUGAACCUAAGAUCUCGAUCUUAAUAAGUUAAUAAGGAAUCUGAAUGAAUGUAAAAUUGAUAAUCAUCAACAACAACAACAACAUCUAAGCCGUAGUCCCAAAAGAUAUUGGGAUCGGCUAACAUGAAUCGAUACAUGAUAAUCAUCAAACCUUUUGAUUAAUAUUUCUCCAGUCUCCGAUAAUUGCCAAUGCAUGAAUCUCAAGUUUCAUCUGUUUGGUAAACUGUGACGUCUUCAGUUCUAGUUCAUCCCAUUCUGAAAAUGAACUGCUUCCUUCCACUAUCCGUGUUCCAGCAUAAAUCAAUGCACCAAGACCCUUACCAGCCAAUUCUGACCGCAUUCCAAGUUCCCAUUGCAAAUUCACUCUCUUCCCCUCUAAACCAGGUAACCAACCAACAGGGCCAGCAUACAUUCCUCGAUCAAACGUUUCAGCCAUUAGCCAUAUUAAUAUAUAUAAUAAAAGAACUGCAGGGGCACGACCCCCGCCCCCCCCAAAGCCCCUUAGUAGUUUCGCCACUGCCAAUGGAGCAUAAGCAUAAAGAUACUACGUAUCAUUUUUAGAAUACUUCCUACUUUAAGUUCAGUAUUAAUUUCAAUUUGCAGAAAGGUCUAAACUAGUGAAACAAAGACAAUGUUGAACACAUUACCUUGAUUGAGAGAAGAUUUUGCAAACAAUUUCUAUUUGCAGUUGGCUCCCUGCUUCGUGUCUUUGCUUGCAGUGGGAUCCUUGCUUUGUGUCCUGCUUCACUAGAGCUGAACUGCUGCUGCUUCACUUGAACCACUGCUUGCUGCUGCAUGGUUAACUCCUCAUGAGUUCGUCGUGCCUCCUGAAAGAAGAGAAAGACAAUGGCGUUCCUCAACUCCGGACCUAACUCUUGAAGUCUUGAUUCAUGAAGACUAGGCAGACUUUGGGCUUUAGAAAAGAGUAGUAUUGUUUGGACUUUUGGGCUAUGGUUAUUCCAUUGGGCUUAUUCAAAUUUAUAACAGAUAAAGCUAUUAUGUGUUUGGUUCAGUUGGACUUUCGGUAUAACAUUGGUAUACCAAAAUUUAAUGCAAAUACCAUUUUUUUUAAAGAUUCUAUACCGUUACCGUACCGAAAAAUUUGGUAUACCGAAAACUGCAACAUAUUCAGUUUUUCUCAGGACGGCACGUGCGAUAUACCGAUAUUUCGGUAUUCUUCCCCACCCCUAAGCAUGCAUGAGUAAAUAAAGUUUGAGUUUUUAAAAAAAAUAUUAUAGAAAUAAAAUUUAUUAACACAGUAUGAUUAAUUAUUACUUUAUUACAGUGCCAUGAUCACUUAAGUGUAACAAUUGAAUAUAAGUCAUUGUGAUUAAUUUACUAUUUUAGUCACUACACAUAUGAAGUCACAUUUUGGUAUAUACGGAGUAACAUUUAUUUUAGUCGUAAAAAUGUAAUAAUUUCACAAAGCUUUCAAAUAUCUAAAAUAAAUAUGUUGUUUAGUUUUAUCUUAAUUUUCCCUCCAUUUUGUUUCUAGUUAUGUAAUAUAAAAUUCCUUCGUCUUCCCAAAUGAAUGCUAAAUGAUAUACUAUCGUAUAUUCGUAUUACAUUUUCUUUUAUGUUUCUUGUUUGGCUAUUCCCAAUUGACAAGCAGCACUGAUGAAUACAGGAAAAAGGAAGAUGGUACAUAUGUAGGAACGACAUGGCAAAUCAAGUUCAGACUUGCUAAUGUCCAUCAAAAUGGAACCUACAAGCUGCGAGUGGCAAUUGCAUCUUCAACCCUUGCCGAAUUACAGGUUCGGGUUAAUAAUCCAAGUACAAAUCGACCGCUGUUUACGAGCAGAUUGUUUGGGAGGGAUAACUCCAUAGCGAGGCUUGGAAUCCAUGGUCUGUACUGGCUAUUCAAUGUGGAUAUACAAGGAAAUCUGCUGUCUGAAGGAGAGAAUACCAUUUACUUGACUCAGCCUAGAAAUCAAAGUCCCUUCCAAGGAAUUAUGUAUGACUAUAUUCGCUUAGAGGCUCCCAAGGUUUAGUCAAAAUAGAUUGCAGGAUUGUGCAAGUAGACCAUAAACUGAUAAACAGUAAACACCACACACACGUACUGGCUGAUAUAGAAAAGUUUCAUACGGACUUGGAGUAUGAUAUAUGCGAAUGCAUUAAAG
Messenger RNA from Cuscuta epithymum, 11999 nucleotides. Lineage: Eukaryota; Viridiplantae; Streptophyta; Magnoliopsida; Solanales; Convolvulaceae. The record is from the annotation of a GenBank genome assembly.